This is a messenger RNA of Scleropages formosus (Asian bonytongue), 3291 nucleotides long. RefSeq names its product adducin 3 (gamma) a (gene add3a). Gene Ontology annotation, biological process: barbed-end actin filament capping. The coding region runs from base 597 to 2669 and encodes 690 amino acids. The transcript has 17 exons. Gene Ontology annotation, molecular function: actin filament binding. NCBI's taxonomy places the organism in Eukaryota, Metazoa, Chordata, Actinopteri, Osteoglossiformes, Osteoglossidae. The record is from RefSeq and is a predicted model, not a curated record. Gene Ontology annotation, cellular component: cytoskeleton; postsynaptic density; plasma membrane.
GCGCGAGUUCCCUCCUGCCCGCUCGUCGCUGCUCCCUGGAGGCGCUUUAAUCCUCCGUUCAGCACCGGUGUGAUGCACCACUGCGGGACGCGCGCGCGCACGCACGCACAUUGCGGGAGAGCGCGCCGCGCCCGGAGCUCGGCGAGAUUCACUCUCCCGGUGUGGGAUACGGGUUGCGAGUGACCGGUUCUGGACCACUGCAACCCUACACUGUCCCAGAAGGCUAGGGGGUGAGGCAGGGUACACCCUGGAUAGUGCACCGGUCCAUCGUACGGCAGUUGUGCAUGCAGAUAGACUGAUGGGGAAUUUAGCAGCACCAGUUUACCUAAAACACAUUUCUCUGGACCUUGAGAGGAAAUGAACAUGUGGAGGAAACCCAUUCUAGCAGUGAGAACAUUCAGUACUGCAAAGAUUGAGCUGUAAUUAACCCCCUGUUGACACCCGCAACCCAGAAACUGUGAGAAAUUGCACCUCGAGGCCACUGUUAUCCAGCAGUUCAUUUUGAUGUUCUUUAACUGCAGGUGAGGAAGACAUAGAGGCUGGCUGUGGAAAGAAAAGGUUGCUGAAGGUGAAGCGCCAGGGACGAGCAGCGAAGCAUGAGUGCACAUGCGAGCCAGGGGGUGGUGACGACCCCUCCCCCGCCCAGCGUGGGUAGCAAGGAGCGCUACUUUGACCGCAUCGACGAAAGUGACCCGGAGUAUCAGCGUCUGCGCAACAUGUCGCCUGACCUGCGGCAGGACUUCAACAUGAUGGAGCAGAAGAAGAGAGUGACGCAGAUCCUGCAGAGCCCCGCCUUUAAGGAUGAGCUGGAGGGUCUCAUCCAAGAGCAGAUGAAGAAGGGAAAUAACCCAACGGGCCUGCUGGCCCUGCGACAGAUUGCCGACUUCUUCAUGGCCAGCUCCGUAGCCGGCUUCUCCUCCUCCCCCCUCAGCAUGGGGAUGGUCACGCCAAUCAACGAUAUGUUCGGUGUGGAGUCAUCCACACUGGCCAAGGGCGAGAAGCAGAUGCGCUGUAAACUGGCCAGUCUCUAUCGGCUGGUGGAUCUCUUCAGCUGGGCCCACUUCGCCAGCUCAUACAUCACAGUUCGGGUCAGCAAAGAGCAGGACCAUAUUCUCAUCAUCCCCAGGGGCUUGUCUUUUGCUGAAGCGACGGCAGCAAACCUGGUGAAGGUGAACAUCAUCGGCGACAUCGUCGACCAGGGCUCCACCAACCUGAGAAUUGACCCCUCGGGGUUCAGCCCCCACGCGGCCAUCUAUUCUAUGCGGCCCGACGUCCGAUGCGUCGUCCACAUCCGCACCCCCGCCGCAGCUGCCGUCUCCUCAAUGAAAUGUGGCAUCCUGCCCAUCUCCCAGGAGGCUCUUAUCCUUGGAGAUAUUGCCUACUAUAACUACCACGGCUCUCUGGAUGAGGAGGAGGAGCGCAUUGAGCUGCAGAAAGCCCUUGGUCCUUCUGCCAAGGUGCUGGUCCUGAGGAACCACGGCGUGGUGGCACUUGGCGAGACCAUCGAGGAGGCAUUCCAUUACAUCUACAAUGCUCAGUAUGCCUGUGAAAUCCAGGUGAACGCUUUCUCGUGUGCUGGAGGAAUGGACAAUCUUAUAGUGCUGGACAUGGAGAAGCAUAAGCCCAAGACUCACGGCGUUGCCUUGGCUGGGGUGAACAUGGGCAGCCAGAACAAGUGGAAGGUGGGAGAGUUGGAAUUCGAGUCCCUCAUGAGGAUGCUGGACAACCUGGGCUACCGAACGGGCUACGCCUAUCGGCAUCCCAUUGUGCGGGAGAAGCCGCGGCACAAGAGCGACGUGGAGAUCCCAGCCACCGUUACAGCCUUCAUGUUGGACGACGACGAGGCUGCUCGCCUUCCCCUGCGGCUUCUGGCCCAGAGGCAGCAGCGGGAGAAGACCCGCUGGCUCAACUCGCCCAACAGCUACACCAAGGUCAACGUGGCCGAGGGCCCUGGCAGCGAAGACAGCAGCCCCCGGACCAAAUGGAUGAAGUCCGAGGAUUCCGGCAACAGCAGCGGCACGCCCAUCAGGAUCGAGGACCCCAAUCAGUUCGUUCCUCUGAACACGAAUCCCAGCGAGGUGCUGGAGAAGCGAAACAGAAUCAGGGAGCAGAACAGAUAUGACCUCAUGACGGCCGGACCGCAGUCUCAGCUCUUGGCUGGAAUCGUGGUGGACAAAAAGCCACCCUUCGUGCCGCCGCCCGAUGAAGACCAGAUGGAGCCUCUUCCGCCCAACCCCUUCAGCCAGCUGUCUGAGACGGAGCUAGAACAAUACAAGAAGAGCGUGGAACGCCGUCAGCUGGGCAUCGAGGAUGCCGAGCACGAGCUAACCUCCGACGACGGCUCCACUCUCUCGCGGUCUGUGUCGCAAACUCAGACGCCGCAAACCACUCCGGCUAAAGAAGGUAUCGGAGAAGGUGAGAACCACACGGGUGCGCUGCUCAACGGCAAGGAUGAGCCGCACGACAUCGAGGGCGACCUGAGCAAGCGCAUCAGUCAGCUGACCACAAGCGCGGAGAGCGUGGAGAUUACGGUGAAGGGUGGCGAGAAGAUCGAGGAGGCCCUCUCCCCGGAGAGCUCCCCGUCCAAGUCGCCUAGCAAGAAGAAGAAGAAGUUCCGCACGCCUUCCUUCCUGAAGAAGAACAAAAAGAAAGAAAAGGCUGAGGCCUAGAUGAGCUGUUGGUCUAGAUUGUCUGUACUGUCUUGUCUGUUUUUUUUUUCUUUCUUUCUUUUUCUUUGUUAAACCAACUAUUAUGUUAGAAACGACACUGCACAUUUGGGAAAGAAACGGAACGCGUAGCGUAAAAUCGAUCGCGAGGUUAAUAUCAUCUCUAUCCAGGGGUGCUGUGUUUCUUCCUGUCCUUUUUUUUUUGUUUGUUUGUUUUUUGUAUUUUGGGAGGAAUAGAAAUUUGUGAACCAAAAAAAAAAAAAAAAAAAAAAUCACGUAGGAAUUUUCCUGAAAAAACUGGCUCUCGAAUUCCAGCCGCUCCGCCGAGCCCCGGGCGCGAGGGAGGCCUCGGCGUCUCCGUGGCGCCUCCGCUGUGCCGUCGGCCGGCCGUAGCUGAGAGAACACGGCACACAUCUGUUGCAUUUAACUGCACAGCGUUUAACUGCGGAAAACUCAGCCCGAUUACUGUUUAUUUUUUUAUUAUUAUUUUUUAUUAUUUUAUGGCCUGCUUCCAUUUACGUUUUGGUCACUUGGUCCGUAGCGGAUUGCAGCUGAACAGCCUGCCACACUGGAAACUGUUUGUAGUAGAUAACAGGGUUUUUUUUUUUUUUUUUCCUUUUUCCCC